Rhopalosiphum maidis (corn leaf aphid) is the source of this 2246-nucleotide messenger RNA. RefSeq names its product peroxidase-like. Gene Ontology annotation, molecular function: peroxidase activity; heme binding. The record is from RefSeq and is a predicted model, not a curated record. Lineage: Eukaryota; Metazoa; Arthropoda; Insecta; Hemiptera; Aphididae. Gene Ontology annotation, biological process: response to oxidative stress.
CUAGGGAGUUCUGUCCUGCAGCAUAAGUAAAGUGCGUUAUUUUUUUAAUCAACUGUCUGUACAUUGAUCUAGAUAAUUUUUGUUAUUUUUGUAUGUUUAAUAUAAAUUAAAAUCUGUGGGUUUUAUGUAUGUACAAAGAUGUUAAACUUGUUCAUGUGGUUGUGUGUCAUAUUAGUGUUGGGAACUUCAUCAAGUUUUUUAUUUAGUAAUGACGAUCCCGUGAUUUAUCGUGAAAACGGUCCUUAUUCAAAUAGAAUAUACUAUGACCAGUGUGCACCUAAAGUGACGUGCAAACGAAAUGCAAUUUACAGGACAGUAAAUGGCGAAUGUAAUAACUUGAGGAACCCUUUGUGGGGGUCGUCUGUAACUCCAUACAUCAGACUUUCUGAUGCUGUUUAUAACGACGAUGUUUAUGAAGUUCGUAGACAAUUGAACGGUUCUCCGCUGCCUAGACCUCGCCAAUUACAGAUAGCAUUAUUUUUGCGAAGAUCCUUAUACGAUACACCGGAUAAAUUACACAACAAUUAUCAUCUAAGUCAAUUUGGUCAAUGGGCCAAUCAUGAUAUCAGUCUUAUGGAACCCGAUACAACAGGCCCAGAAAGAUGUUGUUCCAUUCCGAUCUAUGAGAUCAACAGUAAUAGCCCGUACCAAUGUCAAUUAGCUAUCGAGGUACCAACAAAUGACCCAGUUCUUGGUUCUACUGGACAGACGUGUAUGGAAUUUAAACGUGCAAUGACGGCUGCUAAUAAUUUCAACUGUCCCGUAACUCCUCAAACCCCAAUGAAUCAGGCGACAUCAUUCUUUGACGCGUCACAGUUGUAUGGACACAAACAAGAUACGGCGGAUUCAAUAAGAUCGUUUGAUGGUGGAAGAUUGAAAACAGAUAAGAUAAAUGGACGCGAAUUUUGUCCUCAAAAGAAAAGAUCUGGAUCAUUAUUAUGCGAUGAGCGGGAAAACGUGCGCGUUUGUUUUGAAGCCGGAGACCCAAGAUUAAACCAACACUUCGGACUCACAGCGUAUACGACAAUGUUUACCAGGUUUCAUAAUGUUGUGGCUGAUAAGUUACGACAAAUAAAUCCUCAAUGGUCCGACGAACAGUUAUAUCAAGAAGCUAGAAAAUUUGUUGGUGCAUUAAAUCAAAUAAUUGUUUACCGGGAUUAUUUACCUAUUUUACUUGGAAAAUCAUUCACAAAACGCACUGGUUUAUAUCUUAAAAAGAAAAGAAGGACAGAAUACAACCCUUCGCUCAUGCCACAACUGACCACGGAAUUUGCAGGUGGCUUUCGAGUGCCGCACAAUACAGUGCCAUCGUUAUACAAUUACAUGGACAAUGAUUAUGAAAUAGUGGAUUCGGUAAAGCUUAACGAAUGGAUGUCAAAACCUGAUCCCUUAGUAGAAGGCUCAAAGUUUGAGGAGAUAGUCAGAGGCAUGACGAUCACAACAGGCCGUAUGUUCACGCCUUCGUUUAACUAUUUGAUUUCAAAUUUUAUGUUCCGAACUCACGUCACUGGUAGCCAAGAUUUACUGUCAGUAGAUAUUCAAAGAGGGCGUGAUGUCGGUGUACCCUACAUUACGAUAAGAAGAUUGUGUGGUUUCAAAGAAGUUACUUCAUUUAAAGAUUUAUCAACAAUUUUUUCAUAUGACGACGUCAACACACUGAAAGAACUGUACGCAACUAUUUAUGACAUUGAUCUGAUCGUGGGAGCUUUGCUCGAACCGCCAGUCGACGGCGGAACAGUUGGUCCAACUGCACAGUGCAUCUUAGCCGAUGUAUUUUAUCGUAUUAGAUAUGGCGAUCGUUUCUUUUUUGACGUGAAAGAUCAACCGGGAAGCUAUUCGUUAGCACAAUUGAGAACUUUGAGAAAUCUCGACCUGGGCCAUGUGUUGUGUGCUACAACUGAAUUGGAAGAAGUGCCAAUUAAUAUUUUUAAGACAACUAGAUAUUCACCUAGAAUAAAGAAAUGCAGAAGACAUUUAUGGGAUUUGGAUCUUAGUGCUUGGAGAGAAUAGUUUGUUACUUUGUUAGGUAUAUUAUUUCAAUAAUAGUAUGUGCAAAAUGAUACUUGUGUAGUAAUGCUCAUAAUAUAAUCCAUUCAAAUUAUAAAUACUAACAUGUGUAAUAUAUUCAAAGAUUUAGGUAAUUGAGUCAAGUAACUAUCUAAUGUCAGGUAUGAGCAUUAUAAUCAUUAAUGUAUUUUGCUGUGAAAUUAUUAUUUUAUUAUAAUUUAAUAAAGCAUAUUCAGUUA